This is a messenger RNA of Penicillium maclennaniae, 2787 nucleotides long. RefSeq names its product CeGAL family transcription factor (gene farA). Bases 1 to 2787 code for a protein of 928 amino acids. The transcript is spliced from 6 exons. Lineage: Eukaryota; Fungi; Ascomycota; Eurotiomycetes; Eurotiales; Aspergillaceae. Gene Ontology annotation, molecular function: DNA binding; zinc ion binding. The record is from RefSeq and is a predicted model, not a curated record. Gene Ontology annotation, biological process: DNA-templated transcription.
AUGAGUACUACCACCGAAUCCAAAAUCGACCCUCAGGCGGCCGGCAGCCCUGCUCCUAGCGCCACUGGCUCGACGGGAACCUCGGGGAUCACGGUGCGCAAUGGUCCUGGUGGCCAGCCCUUGAGCUUUAGAAGACAACGUGCAUCACGCGCGUGCGAGGAGUCCCCUGUACCAACUGCGUCGCCUUCUCCAUCGAAUGCAAAAUUCCUUUCCCCGAAACGAAAGAAAAAUUCGACAAAGAGCAAAGAUGAGCAGUAUGCCGACAGCCCGCCUCACACGGCGUCUUCGCUCGUCGACGCUGCCGGCCCCCAAUUUCGACCUGAUCACCCCGAGGGUCAUGGAAACUCUUCUGGCGAGCCGCAAGGCCAAUCCUCGGACUCGGAUGAUAAAGAUGAUGCCUUUGGAUAUCGGAAGGAUCGACUCGCUGUCGAUGGCAUGCCCGUCACUUCCCUCACGGAAUCCGAAGCCGCCCAGCAGGCGUCCGGAGACAACGCUUAUGCUCAGUUCAUGAAGCCCAAGUUCGCCCGUGCUCCUAUAAAAGAUGCUGGACGGGUGGCAUAUCUGGGAGAAUCGUCGAACUUGUCUCUCCUAGUCCAGGACCGCCACGGGACCACCGAUGUCGUGCACUACCCGCUGCCCCCGAACAUCAGAGGGUCUCGGGCGCGGUUGACGGAUCUGGAUAAUCUGGAGAUCGACAUCCUUCACCAGCGAGGUGCAUUUCUGCUUCCACCCAAACCACUAUGUGAUGAACUUGUGGAUGCCUACUUCAAGUGGGUGGCCCCUGUGGUGCCCAUUAUUAACCGCAGUCGCUUCAUGCGUCACUACCGAGACCCCAAGAACCCGCCGUCGUUGCUCUUGCUGCAGGCUAUCUUGCUAGCGGGCUCGCGUGUUUGCACAAAUCCACAGCUGAUGGAUGCCAACGGCUCGACGACCCCGGCUGCGAUGACUUUCUACAAACGGGCGAAGGCCUUGUAUGAUGCCAACUAUGAAGAUGAUCGUGUCACUAUUGUGCAGGCACUGGUUCUCCUUGGUUGGUAUUGGGAAGGACCUGAGGAUGUGACAAAGAAUGUGUUCUACUGGACUCGGGUCGCGAUGGUUGUUGCGCAAGGCUCCGGAAUGCAUCGCAGCGUGGAAUCAUCACAACUCAACAAACCCGACAAGAGACUUUGGAAGCGGAUUUGGUGGACCUUGUUCACUCGAGAUCGUUCUGUAGCCGUCGCGCUUGGACGGCCGAUUGGUAUCAACACUGACGAUUCAGACGUGGGGAUGGUGACUGAAGACGAUUUCAUCGAGGACGAGCUUGACAUCGUAGCCGAGUACCCACCGGACCCAGUGCAUGUGCAGUUCUUCCUGCAAUACGUGAAGCUGUGUGAGAUCAUGGGUCUUGUUCUUUCACAACAGUACUCUGUGGCGGCCAAGUCACGGCGCAUGAACGCCAUGGACCUGACCCACUCCGAUAUGGCCUUGGCUGAUUGGCUUCAGAACUGUCCAAAAGAAGUCUGCUGGCAGCGAUCCCGGCAUCACUUCUGGGCUGCUCUUCUCCACUCGAAUUAUUAUACUACUCUGUGUCUUUUGCAUAGAGCCCACAUGCCUCCAGCUUCCUCCGCUCCGAACAGCUACCGGGUCGAGGAAAUGGCCUACCCGUCUCGCACAAUUGCCUUCCAGGCAGCUGGCAUGAUGACUUCCAUUGUUGAGAACCUGCAAGCCCACAAUGAACUCCGCUUUACCCCUGCGUUCAUUGUCUACAGCUUGUUCUCCGCUUUGAUCAUGCACGUCUAUCAGAUGCGUUCAUCAGUCCCGUCGAUCGUGGCAACUUGUCAGGAAAGAAUCAAUGUGUGCAUGGCAGCCCUGAAGGACGUUUCCAAGGUUUGGCUGGUGGCCAAGAUGGUUCUCACCCUGUUCGAUUCCAUUCUCGGAAAUAAGGUGCUAGAAGAGCGACUCCAAAAAGCUGCUGGCAGGAGGCAUCAACGGCGUCCUCACGAGCCCGCUGCUCCCCCGAAGAGGCCAGAUGCCCCAAAGCGCAAGUUCGACGACAUGGAUCUUGGUGGCCUACCCAAUGGAGGUCCCACGCCGCCUGUGUCGUAUGAGCGGUCUCGUCCGCAGACACCCGCCGUCACACCUUCUCGCGAAUUGAACCAGUCUUCUCUGGGGAACGCCUCCCCCAAUGCCCACCGUGCAUCACACGACCCUAUCUCCGGCCCAUCCAUCUCUCGAGGAAACACCCGACCCACGACACCAUUCAACGCUCAAUUCUCGUUGCCCGCCACACCUCCCGAUUUCUUCCUUGUGACCCGUGCCUCGCCCAAUCUCUCUCCAUCGCUAUGGGAAAACUUCCAGCCUGACCAGCUGUUCCCUGACGGCACAGCCAUCUUCCCCGAACUCACCUCCCCACCUCCCGGAAUGGUGGAUCCAUCGCUGCCAAUGCCUGCACAGCCAGGACCCAACAUGGGUCAACGGCCCAUGAUGGGCGGUAUGCCUUCACAGGUACCAGGUGGACGAAGUAUGUCCGUUUCCCAAGGCAGUCCGCAAUUCAUGUCGGGCCUGCCAGCCGGUAUGGGGAUGCAGCCUGGCCAGGGACCGCAGGUAUUUGGGAUGGAAGGCCAAACAUGGCCGAUGCAGAAUAUGGAUGGGACUAUGAGCGGAGCGGCGCUGGAUGCUGCUAGUCAAGACAACGACAACUGGAGCAGCAGCUCUCGUAGUGGCCCGACUGCGCCUACAACUUUGAACGUGGAAGACUGGUUCCAAUUCUUUGGCAUCAAUGGUGGCUUUGGCGACCUGGCCGCGUAG